This is a messenger RNA of Diplodia corticola, 954 nucleotides long. RefSeq lists its product as uncharacterized. NCBI's taxonomy places the organism in Eukaryota, Fungi, Ascomycota, Dothideomycetes, Botryosphaeriales, Botryosphaeriaceae. The record is from RefSeq and is a predicted model, not a curated record. Bases 1 to 954 code for a protein of 317 amino acids. The transcript has 3 exons.
AUGGAAAACCCGGAAUCUCCCUCCGGCGCUGUAAGACUGGCUUGUCCGUUUUUGAAGAGGAAUCCUCUCAGGCCACCGAAAGCAGCAUCGUGUUAUUUUCCGGGGUUCAGUUCCAUAGCUCGGUUGAAGGAGCACAUCUACAGAGAGCACAGUGCGCCAAAUCGCUGUGGUCGCUGUUUCCAGAAAUUCGGGAAAAAGGCUGCCCUCCACGAACACCUGAGAGAGAACCGGAGAUGUGAGAAGCGUCAAGAAGACCCGGAACUCCAGAUCAUCACCGACGACCAAGAAGCUUCGUUGCGGUCCAAGAAAAGGUCCAGAGGCCUUGAUUCCGAGGAAGACAAAUGGCAACGGGUGUUCCUCAUCCUUUUCCCAGAGGCCCAUGAGGCGAGCAUACCGGACCCUUACUGCCAAUACCCACAGCCGUUACCAGAAUCCCAGCUUUUAUCACGCUUCCAACAGUUCAGCAGAGACAGACUGCCUCUGCUUCUGGAUCGUGAGCUCGAACUGGCCACACAAGGUUCUCCCGGAGGUUUGGCGGACCUCACAAACGCGCAGGUCCUAGAAGCCGUUCGUGUAUCCCAAGAGAAGUUGUUCACCCUGUUCGGCCGGAAUGGCAAUUCAUCUUCCAUCGACGAAGACAGCCCAGGGUUUCCAGUGCCGACUUUGCAGCACAAUGCUGAACAAGGUCCGCUUCAUCAGCCACCCGCUGCCACGGUACCGGGUACGAUGUUGACGAGCUCAGAAGGUGUGCCUGGGGCCGAUGCUCUCUCCGCUGAAGCCCUUGAAAGUGCCAUAUCGACAUAUCAGAACGCUCAUGGCUUCAACCAGAACAAUGGCCAUGAGAACUGGGUUGUUCCAGACCAUGUCCUUGACUGCGAUUCUCAUUCACCUGGAGAAAGCGCGUUUGGAUGGGAAGACUAUGCGCAGUAUUUCGGAGAAGGUUGGGGUUGUUGA